UCUGGGCAGGUUGGGAAGCGGAACAGCAGACAUGGGGCGGCUUGGUUGUUUGUGGGUUCUGCUGUGUGCGUGGACUUUUGCUUUAGGAACUGGAUGCAAGCAUUCAAGCAUAAUCCCUGAUUUUGGAGACCUCUACCAUGUCAAAGGAAUCAUCAACCUCCCUUACGCUGAAAUCGAAGAGCCCUUUGAAGCUUGGUACAACCUUACUGGAAACAAGAGUCGCAUUGAGUACUACAAUGGCCAAGUGGUGACCUUACAGCUGGGAUCUAAGGAACCGUACGGCACCAUGUUCAAGAUCACGCCGGCAACCACAGAGAAGGCGGUGAAUGUUGAGAAGUGCUUCCAGCUGAACGGCACCAAAGAUGCACACGUGAAGCCACAAGCACUCUUUCCCAGCUUGAAAGGCUUCAAGCCCAUUAGGGAAGAGUACUACAAAGGCAAGUACUGCAGAGUGUGGCAGAACAUAUCCUACUGGGGCCAUAAGAAGAACAUCUACACCAUGUGGGUGACCAACACCAGCUGCGGUGUGUCGCCUGUGCACUACGAGAUGAGGGGCUACAACACGUUGCUGGGAUCCCACUAUGACAAGUAUGAAAUUGACUACAGCGACUUCUCCAACAGCUUCCCAGCUUCCGUCUUUGUCCUGAAGCCCAAUGAAACAAAACUCUGUGACGCAUUACCAGGGGACUCUGCAGAACACUAUAUCAUGGCAAAUCCCAUGGCAGAUUUUGUCGGGGGACAAGAGGACCGGGCCCACCAGCUGUUCCACCAUUACAAGAAACGGUUUGGGAAGACCUAUGACACAGAGCGGGAGAUGGAACACAGGAAGCACACCUUCACCCACAACAUGAGGUUUGUCCACUCCAAGAACCGGGCCAACCUCUCCUUCAAGAUGGCCCUGAACCACUUGGCUGACCUCACCCAGGAGGAGAUGGCCGUGAUGAGAGGCAAGCUCAAGAGCACAGCGCCCAACAACGGGCUGCCUUUCCCUGAGGAGAACUACGUGGGCCUCAUCCUGCCGCAGAGCAUAGACUGGCGGCUCUAUGGUGCAGUGACUCCAGUCAAGGACCAGGCUGUGUGUGGCUCCUGCUGGAGUUUUUCUAGCACCGGAUCCCUGGAAGGGGCUCUCUUCCUCAAGACUGGGCAGCUCAUCCCGCUGUCUCAGCAAAUCCUCAUUGACUGUUCUUGGGGCUUUGGGAACUACGCCUGUGAUGGUGGCGAGGAGUCGCAAGCAUUUGAGUGGGUCAUGAAACAUGGCGGCAUUGCCACCACGGAGUCCUAUGGGCCAUACAAAGGCCAGAAUGGCUUCUGUCAUAGCAACAAGACUCAGCUGGUGGGCAAGCUGUCAGGUUAUGUCAAUGUCACUUCUGGGAACAAUACAGCGCUGAUGGCAGCCAUCUACAAACACGGACCCGUGUCCGUCAGCAUUGACGCCUCCCACAGAACCUUCUCCUUCUAUUCCAACGGCGUUUACUAUGAACCCAAAUGCAAAAACAAAAGGGGUCAACUGGAUCACGCAGUCCUUGCUGUGGGCUACGGUGUUCUCCAAGGAAAACAGUACUGGCUUAUCAAGAACUCCUGGUCCACCUACUGGGGUAACGAUGGCUACAUCCUCAUGUCCAUGAAAGACAACAACUGUGGAGUCGCUACGGAUGCCACUUUCCCCGUUAUGUCAUAACUGGACUACACCAGGACAAGCUCUUUCAGGCAUCCUCAAAAAAGUGAUCCGGUUCCCAAUUUUAUUUUUUCACAGAAAUCAGCAUCCCUUUACCCCACAACUGCCAAACCUCUCCAAUAUAUUCAUUCAUGUAUUGGAAUCUUAGUCAAAGAACUGGAAGAGACUCAGGGAAUUGUUUGCUUUUUAAUUGAAUUUUUACUGUUUUAAGUUGUAUUUGUACUGGCUUUGUUAUCUUGCUAGCUGCUUUGUGAAGGCUUUUUUUUUUUUUGCCUUGAAAAGUGGGGUAUAAAUACUGAAAUAAAUAUUCGUCA
Molecule: messenger RNA, 1989 nt
Organism: Elgaria multicarinata webbii
Lineage: Eukaryota; Metazoa; Chordata; Lepidosauria; Squamata; Anguidae
Product: digestive cysteine proteinase 2-like
Exons: 11
Coding region: 32-1678 (548 amino acids)
Biological process (GO): positive regulation of apoptotic signaling pathway; positive regulation of peptidase activity; immune response
Cellular component (GO): lysosome
Molecular function (GO): cysteine-type endopeptidase activity; cysteine-type endopeptidase activator activity involved in apoptotic process
Source: RefSeq, a predicted model, not a curated record